AGAGGACGUCCAAAAUGGCGCUGCGCUGGGGCAUCGUGUCGGCUGGCCUAAUUGCCAGCGACUUUACCAGCGUGCUGAGCUCGCUGCCUCUCUCGGAGCACCAGGUGGUAGCGGUAGCUGCGAGGGACCUGAACCGGGCAGAAGAGUUUGCACAGAAAUACAACAUCCCCAAGGCCUAUGGCUCCUAUGAGGAACUGGCCAAGGACCCAAAUGUGGAGGUGGCCUAUAUCGCCACCCAGCACCCCCAGCACAAGCCAGUGGUACUGCUCUGCCUGGCAGCAGGCAAGGCAGUCCUUUGCGAGAAACCCAUGGGUGUGAAUGCAGCAGAAGUUCGGGAGAUGGUUGCGACAGCCCGUUCUCAGGGCGUCUUCCUUAUGGAGGCCAUUUGGAGCCGGUUUUUUCCUGCCAUGGAAGCUCUGCGGGAUGUUUUGGUCCGAGGAACUAUAGGAGACCUACGAGUGGCCCGGGCAGAAUUUGGAACUGAUUUAAGAUCUGUACCGCGGGCCACAGACUGGAACCAGGCCGGAGGUAGUCUGCUAGACCUAGGUAUCUACUGUGUCCAGUUCCUCUCCAUGGUCUUUGGUGCACAGAAACCAGAGAAGAUUUCAGCUGUGGGGAGGAUUCAUGAAACAGGUGUGGACGACACUGUCAGCGUGCUACUUCAGUACCCAGGAGGGGUUCAUGGUAGCUUCACCUGCAGCAUCUCCUCCAACCUCACCAACACAGCGUAUGUGAAUGGUACCAAGGGCAUGGCCCAGAUUCUCAAAUCAUGGUGCCCAACAGAACUGGUGGUGAAUGGCGAGCGUAAGGAGUUCCCUCCGCCUGCCCUCGGGAAAGAGUACAAUUUUUUAAAUGGAUCAUGCUUGCUCUAUGAAGCCAACCACAUCCGGGAGUGCCUUCGUAAAGGUCUUAAGGAGAGUCCUGUAGUUCCUCUGGCAGAGAGUGAGCUCUUGGCUGAAAUCUUGGAGGAGGUGAGGAAGGCCAUUGGAGUCACCUUCCCUCAGGAUAAAUGCUGAUGCACCUCCUGGGGUGGAUAUGGCAAGCAAGCUUCCUUCCUACGUGGACCUCCCUAACCUGACCCUCAUUGCUUUGGAGGUUUUGUUGUUGUUGUUUUUUGUUUGUUUGUUUUUCAAAACAGCCUGUGUUCUCAGGUUGGAGAGCAUCCCUUUCUGGUGUGGAGGCUAAUUUUAAUUGAGUCAGGGUCUGAAGAGGAGAUAUGGAGUAAGCAGGAUACAGACACAGGAAGCUUCUUUUUAGGCCAAACAGGUUCUCUCUUUAGGAGAAAACACACACACGCACACGCACACGCACACGCGCACACGCACAUGCACGGCAUAUGGAGUCGCUGCAGGAUUAAGUUCAUCCUCCCCCACUUAAGCCAGACAAAACAGCCCAGUUAGAGGAAUGGAAUCCACAGGCAGGCAACAGAUUCAGAAACUAAAAAGUAAUCAUAAAAAUCUUAAAAGAAUCACAAAUCUAAACUUUUAUAUAAAAAACAGUCAUUUAUACUUUAAAUACUCAGGGUGCAUAUUUAUUCAUUAAUAAUUUUUUAUUAAAUCAUAUUUAUUAUAAGAUAUUUGAUCACACUAUGAACCCCAAGAUUGUGGUAUUGACUGGAAAAAAACUGUUUCUGAUUGUGGUGUGCCUCAGCCCUUAGGACACACACCUUUAACUCCAAACAAUGAAGGUAAUGUUAGUUUGUAAAAGGAAGCACCCAUGUUUGAAAGUGAUGUCUAAUUGAGUGGCAGACAAAGUGACGAAUCAGAUUUGACAGAAUAGGAUAUGCCCAACUUCUAUGAGAACAAAGAGGAAAGAGCGACUGCUUUAAGAGAAAGCAAGAAAGAGAGAUCGGAAGGAGGAAGCAGUUUGCCUGGAGAAUUUUACAGAGACAGGCUUAAGAGAGAACAAGCUAGACACAAAUGAAGACAGAACAAGCCAGAGAAGGAGGGAAACCCAGAAGAUUAGUACACAUUGUCAGAGUUAGUUUAAGCAGAGUAACUCAGUUGAAACUGAGAGAAGCCGAAUUGAAUCAGUCAGCUUAGAAAGGAUUUGAGCCAGAACAGCUGAGUUGAAUCAGCCAGCCAGAGUUCAGAAAGAAAAAGGGGCCGGGCAGUGGUGGCACCCAGUACUUGGGAGGCAGAGACAGGCGGAUUUCUGAGUUCGAGGCCAGCCUGGUCUACAGAGUGAGCUCCAGGACAGCCAGGGCUACAUAGAGAAACCCUGUCUCAAAAAACAAAAAACAAAAACAAACAAACAAAAAGAAAGGAAAAAAAAGGGUGAGCUUACUCAGCAGUAAGUCUCAGAAGCUGAAAACAUUGUAGACCUAGAUAAGAUUGCACAGAGGCUAGAAACUUCCAGGCCCAGGCUCAACUAUCAAGAGUGUGCCUUUCUGAAAUUUAAAUUGUUCCCCAAGAUUUUCUACAUUAAAACCAUUAACAAAAACAUCUUAACCUAACUAUACUAACAUCCACAUCUCUACAUUCUAAGUCUUGUGAUUGAAUCAUUAAUCUGCUCCAGCAGCAAUGCUUGAAAAAGAUCGAUUAUUACUAUUGUAAGAAUCGAUGACACCUGCUGGGGUGACCUUUAUGCGCACUGUAGAGAUCGUCUCUGUAUCAUCCAGACGCUGAUUUCUGUGUUGGCAGGCCAGACUUUGAUAUUGUUAAGCACCGCUUGUCAUAGUGUUUGUAAACACUCAACACAGUCUGAUUGUUUUUAUGAAGAGCUAAAUGGCCUGCAGCUGAGGGAGGAGAAGAACGGAAGUCUUCCGUGGAGAAUUAAGAACUCUGGGAAAGAAUCUGAGGUGGGGAGGUUUGCCAGUGAGACACAGAAGAAGCCAGAUGUAUGAAACUGAGGAAGGGUAACAAGCUACAUGGUAGACAUAGAUUAAUAUAAAUGUGUUAGUUUAAAUUAUAAGAGCUAGUUGGAAACAAAUAAACUAAGGCCUAAAGCUUUCAUAAUUAA
Molecule: messenger RNA, 2961 nt
Organism: Arvicanthis niloticus (Nile rat)
Lineage: Eukaryota; Metazoa; Chordata; Mammalia; Rodentia; Muridae
Gene: Dhdh
Product: dihydrodiol dehydrogenase
Biological process (GO): D-xylose catabolic process
Molecular function (GO): nucleotide binding; D-xylose 1-dehydrogenase (NADP+) activity
Source: RefSeq, a predicted model, not a curated record